AUGGCAAAUUCCAAUGUUCCGUUAAACCCAACCUUCAUCGGUCACGUCGCUUCCACCCUCGAUGCUUUGGUUCUAUUUGAAGCAUGUUUGAGCAGUGCGCUACACCAUGUUCCCCGAAGGCCACACGACCGAGAACGCCAGGAUCUCAUCAAGAGCGGGAAUGUCUUCAUCUACGAGGAGCAUUCGUCCGGCAUCAAGCGGUGGACUGACGGAGUUGCCUGGAGUCCCAGCCGUAUCCUCGGUAACUUUCUCAUCUAUCGUGAGCUUGACCGGCCGUUCCCACCCGGCGAGAAGAAGCGCGCCAUGAAACGCAACAAGAAACCUACAGGCGUGACGAAGCCCGAAGUCGCGCGCCAAGGCAGCGUGAACGGCACAGCCUCCAAUCUGGGCAUGGGGGAUGGUUCACAAGGCGGCAACAAGGACGCGGAGCGGGCAUUGAUUGGGUCUCUGGUUGACUCGUACCCCUUCAAGGAAAACGGACUUGUGAAGAAGACAAUCAGCGUUACUUACCAAGGCGUACCGCACCAUCUGGUGUCUUACUACAACGUGGAAGAUGUAACAGACGGCAAGCUGAUGACUCCAUCAAAAGAUCACCAGCUCUCAACCAUCAUUCCCAGAGGGGAAUUGAUUAUGUCACAAAAUUUCCGCGCCCCCAUCGACGAGGUCGAAAUGGACGAUUCGCGCGCAGGCCACGGUCUUUUCGCCCAACACUACCCGGUCAAUGGCCACCACCAGAGUCUAUCACGAGCAAUGUCGGUUCCUUCGCUACACAUGAGUGGAAUGCCUGCAACACAGUUCGCGCACCCACCGUACAUGUCGUACAUGAACCCAGUUCCUGGAUCUGUCAGCAACGUUGGCUACGCGCAGCCUCAACACCCAAGUUAUGGCUAUGAUAACCUCAGCCGUGCAGGCCGGUAUCCAUCGAGUGCCGGAUUGACUCCCGAUAUGUCGCGAAAUAUGGCACUCGAGUCCCAGCAUCACCCUCGACGACACUCGGCAGCUUACGAACCUGGUACGGGACCCGAAAUGAGUCUUGCCAGCAGUUUGCCAGCUGUUUCAACCGACCCCUCGCGGUCACUGGGCGGAGGCAACUACAUGACAUCAAUGCUGUACUCCCAGCAACGCGCUCACGACAUGUCUCCUCACGAAACCUUCCCCUCCUCGUCACCACGAAAUGUGCAUCCCGAAUCUGGAAUGGGAGGCGACCGACCAUCCCAGGGCUUUCCCAUUGAAGGGCUCAGCCGCGACACAUGGAAUACGUUUGACCAAUUGGACGACGACCAAGGUCAAUAUAUUCCCCAAGGAAGUGCGGGCUGGCCGAAUAGCAACAACAGCAACAACACACUGGGUAGGACCUGA
Molecule: messenger RNA, 1359 nt
Organism: Colletotrichum orchidophilum
Lineage: Eukaryota; Fungi; Ascomycota; Sordariomycetes; Glomerellales; Glomerellaceae
Product: Gti1/Pac2 family protein
Exons: 1
Coding region: 1-1359 (452 amino acids)
Molecular function (GO): DNA binding
Source: RefSeq, a predicted model, not a curated record